This is a messenger RNA of Daldinia childiae, 279 nucleotides long. Its product is annotated as putative dolichyl-phosphate mannosyltransferase polypeptide 3 protein. Lineage: Eukaryota; Fungi; Ascomycota; Sordariomycetes; Xylariales; Hypoxylaceae. Gene Ontology annotation, biological process: GPI anchor biosynthetic process. The transcript has 3 exons. The record is from RefSeq and is a predicted model, not a curated record. The coding region runs from base 1 to 279 and encodes 92 amino acids. Gene Ontology annotation, cellular component: dolichol-phosphate-mannose synthase complex; endoplasmic reticulum membrane.
AUGACGCGUGCGCAACAGACCAUCUCCGUCGGCCUCUUGGUCACCUCUCUCUAUCUCGCCUUGUACCUGAACCUCGUCCCUCUCCCUGAACUAGUGCAGACCGAGAUCGUCCCUGUCCUCCCCUUCUGGGCCCUUGUCUCCUUCGGCGCAUACUUGCUCUUCCGCCUCGGUUGGAACGUUAUGACCUUCCACGAUGUCCCCGAGGCCCACAAAGAACUUACGGCUGAAAUCGAGUUGGCCAAGACCGAUCUCCGACGUCUAGGUGUUGAGGUGGAUUAA